Molecule: messenger RNA, 973 nt
Organism: Saccostrea cuccullata (small rock oyster)
Lineage: Eukaryota; Metazoa; Mollusca; Bivalvia; Ostreida; Ostreidae
Product: complement C1q subcomponent subunit B-like
Exons: 2
Coding region: 64-627 (187 amino acids)
Molecular function (GO): protein binding
Source: RefSeq, a predicted model, not a curated record
CCGUCUGGUCUAGUUUGUCUUCGGAGAAGUACAUGCACCGUUAGUAGGAAAACUCUUACAAAAAUGUAUGGAACACUUCUUUUUUUGUCCACAUGUCUUGCUUUUACUCACUCUUUGAACGUGACAGCAUCGAGACAAACAGAUGUUUUGGAACUGCAACAGAAUUUAAGGAUGCUAGAACAAAGAUUACAGGCACUUGAAGCAAUGAAUAAUUCUUCAGCAAAGCUUACACAACAAUCAGUUGGAUUUACUGCGUGUUUAUCAUCAUCAACUGCAGUUACCAUUGGCCACCUACAACCAAUCAAAUUCGAUCACGUGAUCACAAACGAAGCCAAUGGUUUUGAUCCACGGCAUGGCACAUUUCGGGCACCUGUUUCCGGACUCUAUCACUUUUCCAUGACCAUAUACUCGGUGAAGUCACAUUCGCUACGCAUUCAGAUGGUCAAAGACGGAACAGAACUUAUCCAUACAUACGAAGGCGGAAGCGACUAUCUCUCCUCCACCACUGAUGUCAAUGUGAGACUUAGUGCUGGUCAAACCGUGUGGUGUCGUAAUUCACAAACAGCAAAUCAAUUGGUUAACGCUAAUGGUUACAGUUGCUUUUCUGGGCAUUUGAUAUCUAGUUAGGAAAACACAGUACAGAUGUUAUCGCACUGCGUUUUAGCUGUAAAGAGUUCUGUUAAUGUAGUUUAUUUGGCGUGUUCAAUAUUUCAUUUUUAAUAAGUAAGCAUAGAUUUGAAAAAGUGCUUUCUAAAUGUGUACUAUAUGAAUGAUAUUAUAUGAUGAAACAUUUACCGGAGUAUUGCGCUUUAUUUAGCGGAUGAUGCUUUCCGCAAAGGCGCGAAAUAAAAUACGCAACCAAAUGUAAUACUUUUACAGUAACAUACUAAUUUAUUAACAGAUAUAAUUUAUGUAGAAUUGAUUGUAUUUAAAUUAUACAUGUAUUUUACUUAAGUUUUAAAACAUAUGACCA